UCGUCAUCACCUAUAGUCUGUAGGUGUCUGCGACCAAUAGAGAGACAUUCGCAUUAGUACAAUACUCGAAAUUCGCGAUCAUUUUUCGCCCGUGUCAGCGGCUAAUGUUUAUGUGCAGUGUAUAGCGAAAAGUCGCGUUGUGUGUCUUUAUUUUUCUCUCUCCCUCUCUCUGCAGUGUCUCGUUGUAAAUACUCGUGACCGUGUACGCGCGCGCGCUCCACAUCAUCGAUGAGGAUCAAGGAUAACAUUAUGUACCGCGUGAUCGAGCCCUGUCCGCCCAGACUGCCCGACGACAUCUUCGAGACCGACGACGUCAACGACGGCGACAACUGCAAGAAGAGGCGCCAAGGUGACGAACAUGCUGAUCAACAACCAGACAUCAAAGCCACGGAUCAAUCCCGGCGGCAACAAACCGCUUUAAUCAUUGGCGGCCAGGUUGGCGCGGAGUUCGUCAACGUAUUCGACUCGCUUCACCAGAAUGGCUGGCAACAGUGCGAUCCCUACGAGAUUGACUCUCAGCGACUGCUUGCACCUGACAACUUAUUUUAUACUAAUCUGCAGAAUACUGUACAGCCAAAUAAAACGUUACCACUCUCAUCAAGUAUCAAACAGUCUGACAAUUUGCAGAGCAAUAACUUAAACCAGGCAGACCAUGCCCUGGGUAUUAAUACAAUACAGUCUGACAAUUAUGUGAGUACUAAUGUAAAGCAGCCUGACACUACCUUCAGUACUAAUUCUAACUGCAACUGGCUUGAUAAUUUAACAACUAAUACACAAAAUCAUGAAAUGAAGACUUCACUAGACACUCCACCGAUCUCACCUGAUAAUAAUCCAUCACUGCAAAAUGUCACAAAGAAUAAAGAAAAUAAAUUACCAUCAAUGUCUGGACCAAUUAAAUUAGUAUCAACAUAUGGAGUCAUGCCAUUAGCAGAAAUUCCUACGAAUAAUCAUGCUAAGAAAUGUCAAAUACCAAAUGUUUCGACUAAGGAAACAAUAAAAACAAUAUCAGUAAAGAAAGUGACUGCAUUAAGCCCAGAAGAAUCAAAUGAAUUUUUUAAAAAAUUUAGAGAAAAAUGUCCUAAUAUAGAACAUAUGGGAAAAUUUCUUGAUCUGAAAAAUUUUAAAGAAUCUUUAAAAAAACCCUGUGUUCAAAUAAAUCUCAAUCCACCAAAUUUGUCACUUAUAUCAAAACCAGGUCAAAAAAGCACCCUUCCUAGAAUUGUGCCCAACGCUGUUAUACAAAAAGACAAUGAAACGCCUGAACCACCCUUGCUUCUUUAUACUUCAGUCACAAAUUCUCACUCACCUGUUCCAAACGUACCAAUUGAAGAUGUUCAAGACAUUUCCAUUGAAAACAGUCAAAUGCAAUCAUUGCAAGAAACUCAGCAUAUUAAAGCUGAAGAAUUUUCACCUACUCAAGAGCCAUUUCAAGAUAUUUCAAUUGAAGAUAUGCUACUUAGUCAAGCUUCUUUUGAUGAUGCAUUAAUUCGAGAUGUUAAUAUGCAGAAUUAUCAGUUUGAAGAAAUAUCACCUGAAGAUAUUUCCAUCGAUAAUGAUGAUUUUGAAAAUAUUAUAUCUCAAGAUAACUUUCAGGAUAUUAAAUUUGAAAAUAUGAUAUUAUCUCAGAAUGUUCCAAUUCAAAAUGUUCCCACUCAGAAUAUUUCUGAAGAAAAUAGGCUGACUUUAAAUGUCCAUGUUCCAUCGAUUGAUUUAUCAGCUCAAGCGAUGAAGCCACUGCCAAGAAUGAGGCAGAAGAAAAAUAUAGAUCCUCAAUUAGCACUUGAAGAAAGUAAACAAAAAAAGCGUAUGAGAAUGCUAAAAAAUAGAGAGUCUGCAAGUGUAUCGCGAAAGAAAAAAAAAGAAUAUCUUCAAUCGUUAGAAGCAAAAGUAGAAAAUUUCGAAAGAAUAAUUCAAGAUUUGACAGAGCAAAAUGAAAAUCUCAAAAAAAUGUUGAGUUUGGUCAUGGAUACACAAAAAAUUCCAGAGCUAACACAAUAUUUGAAACCAACUGCAAAUAAAAAAAAAGCAGCUUACACUUUUUUAAUGGUAUCCGCCUUCAUAUGUUACAACAUUGGUGGAUUUGGUUUCAGCAAUAUUUUAACACGAGAACCAAGACGACUUCAUGAUAUAAACUCAAAAAUCCCUUCAGCGAUUGAUCUGGCAAAUGUCAGGAUGGGUCGAACGUUAUUAUGGAAAGACAACUACAUCGAAGAGCCACCACAAGAGUCAUUCACUGCUAAUGACAGUACACCUGAGUUUAAUCCCAUUUGUCCAACUUACAUCAAUCAAACUGAAUCGAAUCGCUUAGAUUCAGAGUUACGUCGGUGGAUAGGUGAGGCACCGAAACCUAUAACUUUAGAGAAAAAAAAUCUCGAAAAAGCUUUGAAACCAAAAGUGAUAACUUCAAGACUGAUACCCAAAAAACGACUCAAGCAACAAAAAAUAAAAAGUGAAGUGACGAAAGAUAUAAAUGCCAUACAGUUAUUUUCUCCAAUGAUCAAAGAACAUGCAAAACUGUUUGAAGUAUUAGGAAGAAAGGAAGAUACAUUUUAUGUUGUCUGGUUCACUGGAGAUCAUUUAUUGUUACCAGCGUCAAGAAAAAACAGUACAAUGCAUCCCAAAAUGUCCUUGAUUUUACCGGCGCUGCCAGUAAAUGGUUCAUAUUACUCUACUCCAUCGAAUCACAUAACAAUGAUGCAAAUAGAUUGUCAAGUGACAAAUACGCAACUAUUGCAUCUACAAGAAACAGUCAUACCAAAGCAUUUGCGUAAACCAGCGCAGUAUAAUAGGAAUACAUCGAAUACGACUUUUCCUAGCACGUAAAAUGAAAGUCCUUGCACCAAAGAAAAAAAUGGUGAAUAUUGUGGAAUAAGGAAAUUAAAAAGGGAACUCAUUUUUGGCGUAACUAAUUAUUCGAAGAAAAGCAUUACCUUUUUAUACUAACGAUUCACUUAUGUAUUAUUUAAUAAGGCUGUGUAAAAAGCUUAUGUAUGCUAUAGAAUAGGUUACUGCCAAAUGGAGUAAAAAUAAUCAUGGUUAUAAGACAGUAUUUAUUAAUUAAGAGGCUCUAAAUUAGUUUUUAAUUUUGAAUCUUAGUACAGUCUGAGGGUCAGUUUGAAUAGCAAAAUUCAUAGCUAAAUAAUUAUAAAUUAAUUUUAAUAUAAUUAAAAAGUAUUUAUGAUUUACAGGCAGAUUUAUUUCGCAAUAUUAUGAAUUAAUUAGAAUAUAUUUUAUUUGAAUCUGUAAUUACGUAGGACAUGGAAUUUAAGUGAAAAGAGAAUUUUAUUUCUUUAUAUACUUAUGUAAAUUAUUUUCUCUAAUUAUUGAAGGUAAUUUAAUUAAAGAUGAAAACU
This is a messenger RNA of Trichogramma pretiosum, 3353 nucleotides long. RefSeq lists its product as uncharacterized. Gene Ontology annotation, molecular function: RNA polymerase II cis-regulatory region sequence-specific DNA binding; DNA-binding transcription factor activity, RNA polymerase II-specific. Gene Ontology annotation, biological process: regulation of transcription by RNA polymerase II; endoplasmic reticulum unfolded protein response. Lineage: Eukaryota; Metazoa; Arthropoda; Insecta; Hymenoptera; Trichogrammatidae. Bases 229 to 2823 code for a protein of 864 amino acids. The transcript has 8 exons. Gene Ontology annotation, cellular component: nucleus. The record is from RefSeq and is a predicted model, not a curated record.